GGUGACGCCAUCCGAAUGCCACCACCUUUUAACUAUUAUGAGGCCGUCGCGACGACUACUGCGGCUACAAACGCCUCCAUUGACAGGGUUGUCUUCCAAAUAGAACUGCUUUCUGGACAGAUCAAUGUGUUGACGUAUCAGGUCGAUGACGCCGUGGCACAAAUAGCGGAACGUGGCCAAGAAACAAUCGCUUCAAUCAGUAACAAUUUCAACACAGACACCAUACAGAAUGUUAAAAGAAUGCUGGAAAAGACUCACGAUUGGCCACUAACAGCACUUAUUAUUAUGGGAAUCACCGCCCUUAUUCUAGUGCUGAUCACUUUGCUCUUUCUCAUGGCAAAAGGAGGCGAAAAGAUUGUUGAGAAGAAAUACAAGAAGAAGGCGCUUAUUGAAGAUCAUGACAUUGAAAACUUAUAG
This is a messenger RNA of Strongylus vulgaris, 417 nucleotides long. The record is from the annotation of a GenBank genome assembly. Lineage: Eukaryota; Metazoa; Nematoda; Chromadorea; Rhabditida; Strongylidae.